This is a messenger RNA of Periophthalmus magnuspinnatus, 1313 nucleotides long. It is a transcript of the gene hoxb6b, whose product is annotated as homeobox B6b. The transcript is spliced from 2 exons. The record is from RefSeq and is a predicted model, not a curated record. Lineage: Eukaryota; Metazoa; Chordata; Actinopteri; Gobiiformes; Gobiidae. Gene Ontology annotation, cellular component: nucleus. Gene Ontology annotation, biological process: anterior/posterior pattern specification; regulation of transcription by RNA polymerase II. Gene Ontology annotation, molecular function: DNA-binding transcription factor activity, RNA polymerase II-specific; RNA polymerase II cis-regulatory region sequence-specific DNA binding. Bases 254 to 940 code for a protein of 228 amino acids.
GCUUCGUUUCGAUUCACCGGGGACCCCUGCGCGCAACAAGAGCCCCCCAUGGGUGCAGUAGUGCAAGAACAGACGGCGCUGAUUGGCCAGAGGUUGAUCAGAUGGUACACUUCCCCUCUGUAUUCAGUGGCACCUCACAACCCCCCCUCUCAGCAAAUACCAAAUCUCCGAUAAAGUAAUGGCAAAAGCACUUGGACUAUAAAAGACAACAAAUCAUAUCCCUUCGGAGUAUAUACACCCCGUUGUCCACCCAAUGAGUUCGUAUUUUGUUAACUCAACUUUCCCCGUGUCUCUGGCGGGAGGACAGGACUCUCUCCUGGGUCAGAUACCGCUCUAUUCCUCGGGAUACAGCGACCCGUUAAGGCACUACUCUAACGCGGCCACGUAUGGAGCGGCCAACAUGCAAGAGAAAGUCUACCCCGCGUCCUACUACCAACAGUACGGCCGGGCGAGCUGCGACUACAACCCGGUGGGGACUUUUUACAAAGACGCCGAUGGUCAGUGCGCCUUUUCGAGUCGCGAUGAACAGGCGCUGUUUGUUACGCAGGACCAGCAUCAGCAGCGGAAAGUGGCGGAGUGCUCCGAGCAAAGCGCUGUCAACAUGAGCAGCAGCCUGGACGACAAGACCUCCACUCUGAUCUAUCCAUGGAUGCAGAGGAUGAACGCUUGCUCCGCUGGCCCGUUUGGGAACAGUGGGCGCAGGGGCCGCCAGACCUACACCCGCUACCAGACCCUGGAGCUGGAGAAAGAGUUUCACUUCAACCGCUACCUGACCAGGAGACGCCGGAUAGAGAUCUCCCACGCGCUAUGUCUGACCGAGAGACAAAUCAAAAUCUGGUUCCAAAACCGUAGAAUGAAGUGGAAAAAGGAAAACAAGCUGCUGAACCCUUCCAAGACCGAAGAGGAGAACGAACAAAGCGAGGGAAAAGAGUUAAAAUAAUAAUAAAAAGUGGACACUGACAUUCCUGAAAUAAAGUGUAUUUCUUUGUAGAUAAUUCGUGUUUGUAGAGAUAGACUUUCAGUGUCUGCACGGUAGAUUUUCCAUGUGUGCUUGUGCGUUUAUUUGAGGACUAUGCAAAUCCGCCAAAAUGUACAUAUGGUAUUUCUUUUAUUUUGUAGCUUUGGACCAUCUUGUUACCUCAUGAUUUUGUCCUGUGGCACCAGAAGAGCCUUUGUCUCUUCACUGUACACCCCCUGCUGUGGCUGUGGCUGUCUAGUGUUUAAUCUGUGGUCUUUAUUACACACUUAUCUUGUGCCAUAUUUCAAUUUGUACAGAUGAGAAAAUGUUCCUUGAAUGUUAUUUAUUGUUGUUC